Camellia sinensis is the source of this 782-nucleotide messenger RNA. RefSeq names its product small ribosomal subunit protein eS17. Gene Ontology annotation, cellular component: ribosome. Gene Ontology annotation, biological process: translation. The record is from RefSeq and is a predicted model, not a curated record. Lineage: Eukaryota; Viridiplantae; Streptophyta; Magnoliopsida; Ericales; Theaceae. Gene Ontology annotation, molecular function: structural constituent of ribosome.
CUUCACACUCUCCCUCAGAAAACCCUAGCCUCCUCUUCUUCCUCUAUCUUCCCUCCCCAAAAAAACCCUAGCCUCCCCUCUCUCUCUCUCUCUCUGCUCCAGCCAUGGGUCGCGUUCGUACCAAGACCGUGAAGAAAUCAUCGAGGCAAGUGAUCGAACGCUACUACUCGAAGAUGACACUUGAUUUCCACACCAACAAGAAGAUCUUGGAAGAAGUUGCGAUCAUACCCUCCAAGCGCCUCCGCAACAAGAUUGCCGGCUUCUCCACCCACCUCAUGAAGCGGAUCCAGAAGGGUCCAGUUCGUGGGAUCUCCCUCAAGCUCCAGGAGGAGGAGAGAGAGCGUCGCAUGGACUUCGUCCCUGACGAAUCCGCCAUCAAAACUGACCACAUCGAGGUCGAUAAGGAGACAAUCGACCUCCUUGCUUCCCUUGGAAUGAGUGAAAUGCCUGGUGUUGUGCUUAAGGAAGAGAUCGGGGUCUCUGCGCCGGCGAUUCCGCCGUAUGGUGGUGGCCGUGGCGGUGGGUUCGGUGGCGGUGCUGGAAGGAGGUACUGAUGAGGCUGAAUGGUAAUGGGUUCUGCUUAGUUUGGGGUUUUUUGAUGUUGUCAGUAAUGGGUAUUGCGUAGUUUUGGUUUAAGAUGUGGAGUUUAUUGCUAUUUGGUUUAAUUUUCAUAAUGUUUGGAACAAUUUUGAUGUUAAGCACAUUUUGUUUUGGAUUAAAAAUGGAGUUUUUAUAGCUUUAUUUGGUUCCUUAUCCAUUUGAAAAUGGAGAUUAUGUCUUGA